Molecule: messenger RNA, 650 nt
Organism: Saccostrea echinata
Lineage: Eukaryota; Metazoa; Mollusca; Bivalvia; Ostreida; Ostreidae
Exons: 5
Coding region: 1-540 (179 amino acids)
Source: RefSeq, a predicted model, not a curated record
AUGGAUUAUGUUUAUCUACAUAUAUACAAAACUUCUCAUAUGGAGGAUUUUCCAGUGAGCCGAUUCCUUUCUGCAAAAUCUUUGCAUGUGUGUCACAAUAUUUUGAAUAUAACUUUAGGUUUGGCCUGUACAUCUUUCCCGUCAGACCUGACCGGUGAUUGGACGGACUCGAGCACAAACAAAGGAGUGGAUUUCAAGUCCUCGGGAGUUACUGGUUGGGACGUGACCUUAUUUGGCAGAAGUGUCAAUAGCUGGACUUGUGUGGAUGAAGACACUGACCAAAUUUUACUGGCUUCUCCUCCAGUAACUAUUUACGGACUGGACUUCGUCGUUUACCGUUGUAUGAAAUACAAGAAAUUGAGCAGUUGUUCCUACAAGAUAACAUUUAACAGCGGCAAACAGAUGAAUGCAGGGAACCAAAGAGUGAUUGUUUUAUUAAAGGGAGAUAAGGACGCUAAUGGAGACUCUAAAGCUACGGUCGCCCUAUGUAAUGCGGGAGUGGUCGAAUCUCGUACCAUCAGGAAAAAUACAUGCAGUUAGGUCAUUUAUUCCAUGGGAUCAGCAUACCGACUCAACGGCAAAUUGUUGUGUACAGUCUUUGUUCUCCACAGAUUUAAUAUUUUGACUCUAUAUAAAUCCACCUUUUCUUA